UCCACCAAAAAAUUUCAGUUUGAAGCCAAUCACCAUGACUUGGUCCAGACUGAAAGUUCUCGGGAAAGGUAGCUACGGUGUUGUGUUCUUGGCAGUCAAGACGGACGAUUUCGGUUUCCCACUCGGUGUCUUUGCCGUGAAAUCAUCACUCCUCCUCAACUGCGCUUCGCUGGUGAAGGAAUUCGAGAUUCUCCGACACUUGUUUGGGUGUCCGGGCAUCGUACGUUGUCUUGGGUACCAAUACACGGUGGAAAGAUCGUUGCCGAUUUACAAUCUGUUCAUGGAGUACGCACCAGAAGGUACGCUGACGGACUUGAUUCGCAAGUCCGGUGGCCGAAUCCCAGAAAAGGAGGUCAAGGUCUACACUCGUAUGUUGCUGGAAGGGCUUUCUUGCAUUCACGGUCAUGGGCUUGUGCACUGUGAUUUCAAACCCGACAACGUCCUUGUUUUUCCUUCAAAAGAUGGAACAGGGUAUUGCUUGAAGAUUACGGAUUUUGGGUUGGCAGAGAUGCCGUGGGCGGAGGAGUUGGGUUGGAGCCGCCCGUAUAGCUUUCUAGGGACGCCGUUGUACAUGUCACCGGAGUCGGUGAUUCUUGGUCAGGCAGCGGCUCCGCUUGAUAUGUGGUCUCUUGGAUGCGUAGUGGUUGAGAUGCUGACCGGGAACAGGGCGUGGGGCAAUCACCAUGACUUGGCGUCUCUGUUCUUUGACAUGGUGUGUGGUGACGAAUCUCCGAAUAUACCAGAAUGGAUUUCAUCAUCAGCGCAAGAUUUCUUGUCGAAUUGCUUUCGAAGGGAUCCUCGUGAGAGGUGGUCAUCUGAAGAACUUUUGAAUCACAGUUUUGUUGGAUUAAUGGAGCAAGAAGGUGAGACUAAUGGUGCGAUUCAAGAAACAGAGUGCUUGGCAGAAGUUGAUGAUGAUUCCAUUGAAGUUGCAUCGAGGAGCAGCAGCAGCAAUGGGUAUGGUGACAAGAUGAUGAAUUUUCUGGACGAAGUUGAUCGGCGAAAGGCAAUGCGGUGUAAGCCUAGAAUAAUUAGCAAUCGUAAAUAUGGUUCAGCUAAAUUAAUAUUUUAGGGUGGCUCAUAUUAGAAA
Messenger RNA from Tripterygium wilfordii, 1090 nucleotides. RefSeq names its product mitogen-activated protein kinase kinase kinase 17-like. Gene Ontology annotation, biological process: protein phosphorylation. The transcript has a single exon. The coding region runs from base 35 to 1072 and encodes 345 amino acids. NCBI's taxonomy places the organism in Eukaryota, Viridiplantae, Streptophyta, Magnoliopsida, Celastrales, Celastraceae. Gene Ontology annotation, molecular function: protein kinase activity; ATP binding. The record is from RefSeq and is a predicted model, not a curated record.